Messenger RNA from Paramacrobiotus metropolitanus, 1411 nucleotides. RefSeq lists its product as uncharacterized. Gene Ontology annotation, biological process: positive regulation of transcription by RNA polymerase II; cytokine production. The record is from RefSeq and is a predicted model, not a curated record. Lineage: Eukaryota; Metazoa; Tardigrada; Eutardigrada; Parachela; Macrobiotidae. The transcript has 3 exons. Bases 165 to 1115 code for a protein of 316 amino acids.
GUUGGACGGAUGGAAAGUAAAAAUCAAGAAUCAAGAUUCAAGAGUUUUGAAACUGAUCUCAUCACCAGUUUCUGGAGUUUUCGUAAUUUUUAAUUCUCCUUUUUAUUCUUAUUUCUCUUGAAGAGGCGACGAAGUUAACUGAAGAAACUGAAAACUAACUGAAGAUGCCAGCAUACGAGGCAUAUGGUAUCAAGAAACUCAUUGGGAAGAACAGUAUUAAGGAUCUGACUGCCAAAGCGUUAUCAGUUGUCAACGAAAAGAACAUCCGUGUGACUGCACCAAAAGCGAAUCCAGAAUCUGUAAAGAUCAAGGCCUGUAGCACUCCCAUAAGUCCCAGAAAAAAAGCCAGAAUCACACCACCAGAUGAUGAAUCGUUGUUGACUGAGGAAGACGAUGACUGCGAGUUUUUGGAAGAGGUACACAAGCAGAAAAAGCGCAGACCCCAAUUGACGAAAGCGCAGAAAGCAGCACGUGCGUCUUCCGAGAAGAAAGUGGAAGCUGCCAAGCGCGCACGCGAACAGUUGCUGAAAGCCUUGGCGGACGAUGACACAGGAGAAUGCUCCAACGAAAUUAUUGUUGAGCCUGCAGUGAGCUGCACGUCUUCCACGUCGGAUCCGAAGAUCUUGCAUGAACGAGUGAUUGUUAUAUGGAAAGGGAGACGGAACAAGUUCUCUCUGCUGCCAUCGGAAUCCAUGCAGGAUAUAUUUGUGAAGAUGGCGCAGAUAAUGGAGACCGAAGUGGAGAAAAUCAUCAUCUUUUGCAAUUCAGAUCCUUCACAUUCCGUCAGCCCGUUCGACUUGUUAACGGAUAUCGGUAGUGAACGUCUUUUCCAAGCCGCGCUCAAAGAUUCAACAGUGUCGAGUGCGAAUGCAACCAUACCGGCCCAACACAAAAUUAUACUCAGUGUUCAGUCUGUGACAUCCAAAAACCGUAUCCAGAUUGACGUGGACCGGCGCGCGCCUUUGAGCGUAUUCAUGCAGCGCUACUGUCAGCGAAUGGGCAAGAAACUGGAUGACUUUCAGUUUCGCUUCGACGGGGAUAUCCUGGAUGGGAAGAAAUCAGCCAACGAUCUCGAUCUGGACGGAGAGGAAAUCGUUGACGCCAUUCCUGUUUAAGCAGAACGUUCGAUGUUGCCUUUUUAGUUUUAAACGCAUUGUAUGUUGGGAAUUGUUUUCCUGUUAGAAUUUCAUGGCUUCUGGAUUGCAAGUCCAAAAUAAGCCUGACCUUUUAAGUAGGUUAUCUCGGGGUGUACAGUAUAAUCCUUUCUGAGUCGACACGGGAAAUUUUCCCAUUGAUUGGACAUGUCAUUUGGAAGAUAUGUAUAGGGCUCCGAUUUCAUUUUACUUGAACAGAUUGUAUUUUAGGAACGUGCGUCAAUAGGACUAUUCAUUUUUUAAAUUAAAUCCUCACA